UAAGCCCUUCAUUUCCAUCCACUCCACAUCCUUCUUUCAAUGGCCCUUUCAACACUUACCAUUGUUUCUUUACUUGUAUGCUCCUUCAAUGUUGUCUAUGGAGGUUGGGAAAAUGCCCAUGCCACCUUUUAUGGAGGCGGAGAUGCCUCCGGAACAAUGGGUGGUGCUUGUGGAUAUGGAAAUUUGUAUAGCCAAGGAUACGGUACAAACACUGCUGCAUUGAGUACAGCUCUUUUUAACAAUGGAUUGAGUUGCGGGUCAUGCUAUGAGAUGAGAUGCAAUGACGACCCUAGAUGGUGCUUGCCCGGGUCCAUAAUUGUGACCGCAACCAAUUUUUGCCCACCUAACCCUGGCUUGUCUAAUGACAAUGGCGGGUGGUGCAACCCUCCUCUCCAACAUUUUGAUUUGGCCGAACCCGCUUUUUUGCAAAUAGCACAAUAUCGCGCUGGAAUCGUGCCUGUUUCAUUCCAAAGGGUGCCUUGUGUAAAGAAAGGAGGAGUGAGGUUUACAAUAAAUGGACAUUCAUACUUCAACUUGGUUUUGAUCACAAACGUCGGCGGUGCAGGGGAUGUCCACUCGGUUUCUAUCAAAGGGUCGAAUACCGGGUGGCAACCCAUGUCAAGGAACUGGGGGCAAAAUUGGCAAAGCAACUCUUAUCUUAAUGGUCAAAGUCUAUCUUUUCAAGUCACCACCAGUGACGGAAGAACCAUCACAAGCUUCAACGUGGCACCAUCUAACUGGCAAUUUGGCCAAACGUUUCAAGGGGGACAAUUUUAAGCUCUCCUUUUUAGUUAAAAAAAAAAGAGAGAGAACUCGCAUUAAAAUUAAAAUUAAAAUUUAAAGUUUUAAAACCAAAAUUUUAAAGAACUUUAUAAUUUGUAUAUGUUUUUUAUCGCCUGGAUUGCGGUGGCGGUGAGAGCACUUGCUCUAUUGCUGAGGUGACUAGUUAGCACCCGCUUAGAAUUGUAUUUGAAACUAGUGUUAUUACUGUUUUCUCCUUAUGGAAGGGAAACAUGCCUUGUUCACUUAUUUGGAUUAGAAGGCAUCUCAUAAUGUACUUGUCAUAAAGUUUGUAAUUUCACCUUUAAACUUAUUGAAUUGCAGAUUAAUAAUUUCUUUGCUAA
Helianthus annuus (common sunflower) is the source of this 1124-nucleotide messenger RNA. RefSeq names its product expansin-A8. Gene Ontology annotation, cellular component: extracellular region. The record is from RefSeq and is a predicted model, not a curated record. The transcript is spliced from 3 exons. Lineage: Eukaryota; Viridiplantae; Streptophyta; Magnoliopsida; Asterales; Asteraceae. Gene Ontology annotation, biological process: plant-type cell wall organization. Bases 40 to 777 code for a protein of 245 amino acids.